Molecule: messenger RNA, 1203 nt
Organism: Biomphalaria glabrata
Lineage: Eukaryota; Metazoa; Mollusca; Gastropoda; Planorbidae
Product: sulfotransferase 1A1-like
Exons: 7
Coding region: 179-1087 (302 amino acids)
Biological process (GO): sulfation
Cellular component (GO): cytoplasm
Molecular function (GO): sulfotransferase activity
Source: RefSeq, a predicted model, not a curated record
AUGUUGAAUGUGACCUUGUGCUACAUUGACCCAUGGCUCAUUUCGAAUUCCAUAGCACGUAUUACAUAACAUUGAUAUAGAAACAUUCGGUUACUGACAAAGUUGAACAGCUAAAAGAGACAAAGGUUGGCAAGAGGGGAAACAUAUUGGUACAGAACGCAAGGAACAUGACAGUAUUAUGACCACCAGUAAAGGAUUUGGCUUAAUAAAUUUAAACACCGAAGAUUCUUGCCCGAAGGCAUAUGGAUGGCGAGUAGUCGGACCUACCACUGUAUCCGACCCAUUACAAUAUAUCGAAGACAUCAGAUCUUUUAAGAUCAGGAAUGAUGACGUCCUAAUUACGGCGUAUCCGAAAUGUGGUACACAUUGGGUGUGGGAGAUAACUCACAUGCUUCUCAGGCAGACAACAGACUACGAGAAGCGAUGCAAGGAACAAAUCAUGUUAGAAGCUCCCGGAGGUCUGGCCAGGUGCGAGAAAGAGGAAUCACCCAGAAUUCUCAACAGCCACUUCGUAUUUGUUCAUCUGCCUCAAGAGAUCAUAGCCAAAAAGACCAAGAUAAUCCAUGUGUGGAGAAACCCUAAAGAUACUCUAGUCUCCUUUUAUCAUCAUUUCACGAGCAUGGGCUCGAGCUUCAGAUUCUCUGAUAUUCUAGAGCUUUCAAUGGCCAACAAACUUCGACUCCACACCCAGUUCGAGUACCUCCAGCAAAUUUCAAAGUUUGAAGAGGACCACGCAGACCACCCCAUCAUGCACAUGUGUUAUGAGGAAAUGAGAAAGGAACCCGCCAAAGUAAUCCAACAACUGGCCAGGUUUUUGAACGUUCCAGCCACUGAAGAAUUUUGCCAAAAAGUUGCAGACGUCUGUAGUUUUGAGAACAUGAAAGUGAUGAGCCAGUCAGGACAGAAAACUUUCCCUCCAGAAUUCUCUGCGGCACGACAGCCAGGUGUCAAGAGCCCUGAAAUCUACCGAAAAGGUGUAGUUGGAGAUUGGAAGAAUCACUUCACGGUGUCCGAGAAUGAAAGAUAUGAUGACGUCAUAAACAGAGCAGAAGAGAAAGGGUUAAAGUUUAAAUUUAUAUAUCAAUAAACUUUUGAUUCUCUUCCAUACUCUGAGACCAGAUACAAUUUUUGUUACACUUGAUACUCUAAGACCACACUGAUCAUUGUAUCAAAAUAAAUAUUUGAAGAAAAAACUCUCAAAAA